CCUGACCUUUGGAAAGUGUGCAGACUAGAACGAGCGCACUCACCUUUGCCUCCAACCAGCGACGCCACAACACAACAUGACUGGUGCCACCGGGGUGUUCUUCCUGCUCCUCACAGGAGCCGGUGCGUUCAUGGUCCACAACACCCACAGCAGCUUGUGUCUGGAGGACUCCUGGCCGGCGGGCGGCGCUGUGCUGAGGAGGUGUCACCUGGACUCAGAGGCCCAGCGGUGGCUGUGGAAGCAUCCGGGCCUGCUGAAAUGCGUCGCCACAUCCAGAUGUUUGUCGUCGCAGCAGCCGGGCCUCACCCGGCCGUGUCCCGUCUUGGAGGACGAGGAACUGGUGUGGGAUUGUGACAGGGACACGCUGAUCAGCCGCGCCACGUCAAUGCUGCUUUCUGUAGACAGGGGGCGCCUCAUCCUCAGCCCAGGAGACAAACACUCCAAGUGGAGGUCACUGGAUGCAGGAGACAUCUGCCAGGAAAGACUCAGGUCUAGGAGGUCAUCACAUGACCCAGUUGAGCUCACAGAGGAAGGAAAGGACAAGCAUGUGACCUUGACAGAGGAACAAAGAGAAUAUCUUCGCUGGUUCUAUCGCACAGAAGACCCCACGGUGUGGACGUUUGUGCUGCUGGGUUUGGCCUUCGUGUGCCUCCUCGUGGGCUUCCUCCUGUUGGGGAUGGGCACCAUGGCGAGCAGGAACAGGAGGAAGAUCGCCAAGUACAAGGCCGCCGUCGCUCUGGCCCACAAGAGCGAAGAGAUGUGGGCCGUCACCGACAUCACCGGCACGCCAUCGCCACAGAGGUCGCACGCCGCGCCGUGCAACGGAGAUGCCAGCGAGCUCAAAGCCGGAAACAUCGUGGUCACAUGGAAAGACGGGAACACUUCCUGUUUGUACGCCGACGCUUCAGUGGAAGAUGCGCUGCCGGAACCAGAGGAGGAGGCAGCUGAGGAGGCGGCCCUGGAAAUGAAGGAAACCAAUGAAGAAAACUAGCCUGACAUAUUGAGCAACAACAUCUGCUCCUUACAUUUACCUGACAUGACGAUGAUAGAGAUAGAUAAUAGACAGUAGAUACGUUUGUUUGUUGUGUGUGCAGAUGUUUGUAUGAAAUGUACAGUACGUUUCUGAGUGAAAAUAAAAGAUUAUUCAAAGUGAUUAAUGACGU
This is a messenger RNA of Dunckerocampus dactyliophorus (ringed pipefish), 1163 nucleotides long. Its product is annotated as solute carrier family 51 subunit beta. Gene Ontology annotation, biological process: bile acid and bile salt transport. Gene Ontology annotation, molecular function: transmembrane transporter activity; protein heterodimerization activity. Gene Ontology annotation, cellular component: plasma membrane. The transcript has 6 exons. Bases 77 to 991 code for a protein of 304 amino acids. The record is from RefSeq and is a predicted model, not a curated record. Lineage: Eukaryota; Metazoa; Chordata; Actinopteri; Syngnathiformes; Syngnathidae.